This is a messenger RNA of Closterium sp. NIES-67, 733 nucleotides long. Lineage: Eukaryota; Viridiplantae; Streptophyta; Zygnematophyceae; Desmidiales; Closteriaceae. The record is from the annotation of a GenBank genome assembly.
CCUUCUUAGAUGCUGUCAUUGCGCGCUAUUCCACCAACACGCGAUCGUGGAAGGAACAGGUUCGAAGCCGACCUUCCGAGCACCAUAUCGGCUCAGCCCCACGGAGCUAGCCGACAUGAAGAAAUAGAUCGAGUAUCUCCUCGCAAAAGGACUCAUCCGACCAUCUAUUUCGCCAUACGGUGCCCCAAUACUCGUCACAAGAUCGUGGAAGUACCAGGUUCGAAGCCGACCUUUCGAACACCAUGUCAGCUCAGCCCCAUGGAGCUAGUCGACAUGAAGAAAUGGAUCGAGUAUCUCCUCGCAAAAGGACUCAUCCGACCAGCCACUUCGCCCUACAGUGCCCCAGUACUCUUCACACCGAAACCAGACGGAAGCCUGCGCAUGUGCAUCGAUUACCGAGCUCUCAACAAGCAGACCAUCAAGAACAAAUACCCAAUCCCUCGAAUCGAUGACCUGCUUGACCAGCUUCGGGAAGCCAUGGUAUUUUCCAAACUAGAUCCGCGGUCCGGGUACUGGCAAGUACAAAUGGCGGACAAUUCCAUCCACAAAAAUGCCUUCCAAACUCGGUACGGGUCGUACGAGUAUCUAGUAAUGCCGUUCGGACUCACCAACGCACCGGCAACAUUCCAAGCCGAAAUCAACCAUAUUCUACGCCCACUCUUGGACGAAUGCGUGGUGCUUUACCUGGACGACAUCCUCAUAUAAUCACGCGACAUGCAGCAGCACGUCCAAC